This is a messenger RNA of Centropristis striata (black sea bass), 3266 nucleotides long. RefSeq names its product complement C1r subcomponent-like. Bases 76 to 3126 code for a protein of 1016 amino acids. Gene Ontology annotation, biological process: proteolysis. Gene Ontology annotation, molecular function: calcium ion binding; serine-type endopeptidase activity. The record is from RefSeq and is a predicted model, not a curated record. NCBI's taxonomy places the organism in Eukaryota, Metazoa, Chordata, Actinopteri, Perciformes, Serranidae. The transcript is spliced from 17 exons.
CAAACCACAGCCUGGGGACAUUAAUGGUCUAUUUGAGCAUUCACACAUUUUGCCUUAGACUGCAGCCACACAGACAUGGACUGGACCUACCUCGUUAUAUGGUUUCUGAGUUUGUCAGUGGGUGAGUGCAGGCAGCCGUCCGACUCAUUACUAGAUGUGGAGGUCCAGUCCCCUCAGUAUCCCCAGCCUUACUCCCCCAACCUGCUGAGGAAAUGGGACCUCUGGGUUCCCGAUGGCUACAAGAUCCAGCUGUCUCUAACACACCUGGAUAUUAAAGCUUCUCCAGGCUGCCAUCACGACUCUCUAACAGUUCUCAAUGAUGAAAAGGUCUUGGGGAAGUUUUGUGGCCAGGAAAAUUCAACUGGCCACCCAGGCAAAGAGCCGAUCAUUUCUCAAGGCAACAAGCUGACUCUAAUAUUCCAAACAAGUGACUUUGCUGCUGAGCUCCAACAGCAUGUUGGUUUCUCUGCUAUAUCCAAAGCAAUAGACAUGGAUGAGUGUUCACAGUCGGACCCUGAAGAUGACUCCGGUCCGAUCUGCUCUCAGAUCUGCAUCAACAGCCCUGGUUCUUACCGCUGCUCCUGCCACCGUGGCUACAAACUUCAUUUAGACAAGAGCACAUGUUUGAUCUCCUGUGGGCGUCAGACAUUUGACAAGCAUGAAGGACAUCUGGCCAGUCCAAGAUACCCUCACCCUUCACCUCCUUCUCUGUCCUGCAAGUACAUCAUCUCUGUGGAGCCCAGAUUCAAUAUCACUCUCAACUUCACUGACAGCUUCCACAUAGACAGCACGGACACUGAGCAAGGUCCAUGGUGUCUUCAUCACUGGCUGCAGGUGACCAUCCCAAACAGAGAGCCCAUGAAGCUGUGUGGUGCAAAGAGUCCAGGUCUGAUAGAUACAAACUCCAACACUGUCACACUGGAGUACCACACUGAUGUUGAGGGACUGAGUCGUGGCUGGAGCCUGGACUACAGCACAUCCGUAAUUGAUUGUGGAGAACCUGAACCUUUGCUGAAUGGAGGGGUGACCUUCCUGACUGACUUCCAGAAUCAGUACGGGUCUGUUGUUCAGUAUCACUGUAAUGAACCCUUUUACACUCUCCCUGGGGGAAAAAAUGUUACUUUCACCUGUGACGCAAACGGAAAGUGGAGCUCUAAUCACAACGAUGUCGCUCUAACAUGUGUACCUGUCUGUGGCCAGCCCACAAAACUCAUCUCCACCUAUCGGAGGAUCAUUGGAGGCAGCGAUGCUCCACAGGACACCAUCCCCUGGCAGGUGCUCCUGAAUGUAGAUGGACGAAGAGCAGCAGGCAUGGUGAUUGGAGACCGCUGGAUCAUGACUGCAGCUUCUGAGCUAACACAUGGUGGAGAACCGGUAUCAGAAGACACUGUACGGAUUUACAUGGGAUCUUCUGACAUUGAAACCCUGUUGGGCCGUCCUGUGUUUGCAGCCUCAAUCCACGUUCACCCUGAGUACAACAACCCCAACCUCGUUAACUUCAACAAUGACAUCGCCUUGAUCAAACUGCAAGAUCCAAUCACAUUCAACUCCUCCGUUAUGCCAAUUUGUUUACCAGCAGAGGACGCCACAUACGACACCGGCGUGAUGGGGCUGGUGGCAGGCUUCGGCAUUAUGAACAUUUACCCCCCACAGUUAACAAAAAAGCUGGCAUACAUGCAGGUCCCUGUGGUGGAGCAGGAGACAUGCAGCAGUUCGAUCAAUGACCUGAAGAAGACAAGAAACAAUGUACCGAAACUGACGAAUAACAUGUUCUGUGCUGGACUCCCUGAAGGUGGUAAGGACACCUGCCUCGGUGAUAAUGGAGGACCCUUCGCCCUGAGGGACCACGGACACUUCUGGGCUGCUGGGAUUGUCAGCUGGGGGUUCGACUGUGGACAGCAGGGAACAUACAGAUUCUAUACAAGAGUUGCUAACUACAUGGACUGGAUCAACAAGACUCUGCAGCAAAAGUCAAAUGUGACCAUCCCAAACAGAGAGCCCAUGAAGCUGUGUGGUGGAAAGAGUCCAGGUCUGAUAGAUACAAACUCCAACACUGUCACACUGGAGUACCACACUGAUGAUGAGGGACUGAGUCGUGGCUGGACUCUGGACUGCAGCACAUCUGUUUAUGUAAUUAAUUGUGGAGAACCUGAACCUUUGCUGAAUGGAGGGGUGACCUUCCUGUCUGGCUCUCAGAACCAGCACCUUUCAGUUGUUCAGUAUCACUGUAAUGAACCCUUUUACACUCUCCCUGGUGGCAAAAAUGUGAAUUUUACUUGUGAAGCAGACGGAAAGUGGAGAUCAAACCAGAGCAGUGUCACUCCAACAUGUGUACCUGUCUGUGGCCAGCCCACAAAACUUAUCUCUACCUAUCAGAGGAUCAUUGGAGGCAGCGAUGCUCCACAGGACACCAUCCCCUGGCAGGUGCUCCUGACUGGAGGUGGAAGAGGAGGAGGCAUGGUGAUUGGAGACCGCUGGAUUUUGACUGCAGCUCAUGUUGUUACGUCUGAAGGAAAUCAAUCAUCACCUGAAUCUGUCAAGGUUUCCAUUGGAGGAACUAAUGUUAAAACUCUGUUUGAAUCUCCUGGAUCUCCUGCUGCUUCAAUCCACGUUCACCCUGAGUACAACAACCCCGACUUCAUUAACUUCAACCAUGACAUCGCCUUGAUCAAACUGCAAGAUCCAAUCACAUUCAGCUCCUCCAUUAUGCCAAUAUGUUUACCAGCAGAGGACGCCACAUACCACGAUGGCGAGAUGGGACUGGUGUCAGGCUUUGGUGUUACACAGACUGAAGGCCGACUGAUUUUAACAAAUACGCUGAAGUACUUGCAACUCCCUGUGGUGGAUGAAGAGACGUGCAGUCGAUCAAUCACUUCUUUGGCGCACUCAAAUUAUUAUGUACCAGUGCUGACAAACAACAUGUUCUGUGUUGGAGUCCCUGAAGGUGGGAAGGACUCCUGUCAGGGUGACAAUGGCGGCCCCUUUGCCCUGAGGAGCGGCGGACGGUUCUGGGCUGCUGGGAUUGUCAGCUGGGGGGUCGACUGUGGAAAGAAGGGAAGAUAUGGCGUCUGUACCAGAGUCACUAACUACCUGAACUGGAUCAACAAGACCAUGCAGGAGAACUGAAAUUUGAUAAAACUAUAAUAAAAACAGAACUAAUAUGCUCUAAAUAUACUCUUAUUAAAGCAUUUGUUGUCACGAAACAAUGAUGUUAUGGCAGUCUUCCAGUUGACAAUAAAAUGAUCAAGUGCAAAUUUCAACAAUUU